Molecule: messenger RNA, 751 nt
Organism: Lathyrus oleraceus (garden pea)
Lineage: Eukaryota; Viridiplantae; Streptophyta; Magnoliopsida; Fabales; Fabaceae
Product: RNA polymerase II transcriptional coactivator KIWI
Exons: 5
Coding region: 139-468 (109 amino acids)
Biological process (GO): positive regulation of transcription initiation by RNA polymerase II
Molecular function (GO): DNA binding; transcription coactivator activity
Source: RefSeq, a predicted model, not a curated record
AAUUUUUAUAUAAUAAAAAUAAAAGUUGAUUAGUAAUUUACUACUCCCCAAAAGUGAAAAAUACUGAACAUAGCGUUUCUUCAUUGACUCAAGUGACUCUUGUAUUCUAUUGCAGUUCCAUUUGGGCGCCAAAAAGAAAUGUCUGCAACCGGCAAGGGGAAGAAGCGCGAGGAGCACGACCAAGCUUCCGACGGCGACUCUGAAGGCCACGCGCCUCCCAAAAAGGCACUCAAGAAAGAUUCCGACGAUAAUAACUCCGAUGACAUCACCGUCUGUGAGAUUGGGAAGAACAGGAAGGUUUCCGUGAGGAUCUGGCAGGGUAAGAUUUGGGUGGACAUUCGUGAAUUUUACAUCAAAGAUGGGAAGCAAUUGCCUGGCAAAAAAGGUAUCUCUCUGUCCAUGGAUCAGUGGAAUGUGCUUCGUGAGCAUAUUGAAGACAUUGACAAGGCUGUGGUUGAGAAGUCUUAGGAAGUUGUGCAUUAAGUGGAAUUACCUGCCCAAAUAUUACCUAUGGGUUUCUUUAGUUCUUUUUUUUGAAUCAUUAGAAGUAUUAGAAGUGGUGAUAUGAUGUAGUAUUAUCCUAGUAUUAGGUAUGCAUGGAAACCUCUGGAUUUUGUUUUCUGCGAAUCUUGAAUGUGCAUCAAGGUCUAAACUUUAAUUAGUAGCCUCCUUGAAAUCAUUGUAGUUGGUUAUCAAUGCAUAUGUAAAGUGUUAACGGUUGGUGUGUAGGUGUAGUUCUCUUAUUCACUGA